Molecule: messenger RNA, 2187 nt
Organism: Hypomesus transpacificus
Lineage: Eukaryota; Metazoa; Chordata; Actinopteri; Osmeriformes; Osmeridae
Gene: lcmt1
Product: leucine carboxyl methyltransferase 1
Exons: 11
Coding region: 341-1318 (325 amino acids)
Biological process (GO): C-terminal protein methylation
Cellular component (GO): cytosol
Molecular function (GO): protein C-terminal leucine carboxyl O-methyltransferase activity
Source: RefSeq, a predicted model, not a curated record
CACUCCCACGGAAGCGGAUAAGGCAAGCCAGGCGGGGCAAACUAGAGAGAAGUGUGCUAGCUAGCUAGCUAGCAGUAAUUCAACAACAAGCAUUGAGAAUAUUCUGUUGUACAGAAGUGAGCUAUUGUAACGCAACAUAUUCUAAUAUAGCUGGUUAAAGUUUAAGAAGGGAUCGUUUUUAGGCGGAGUAUCAAUUGAACUAGCUUGCUGUAACGUGAUUGCAAUAACACAGCAACUUUCCAUAAUAGACACCAGUAGCUAGAGGCUCUAGUUAGCUACGCGAAGUCGAUGGGGCUUCGCAAGCUACUGUCAUAUAUUACCUAAAGUUGAUCAUUUUAAAAUGGCAGCAAGACAGCCUUUCACAGACUCCGACACUGCGGAUGAAGCAGUGAGGGCGACCUGUGACGAUGCAACGACAUGUAAAAGAUUUGCAACCAGCAAAGGCUACUGGACUGACCCUUAUGUCCAGUACUUUGUGAGGUCAGUAGGUGAGAGGAAGGCUCCUGAAAUUAACAGAGGUUACUAUGCCCGUGUGCAAGGGAUGAACCACCUGCUGGAUGCAUUCCUCAGAAAGACAGAUUGUGACUGUCAGAUUGUCAAUUUUGGGGCUGGCCUGGACACCACCUUCUGGAGACUAAAGGAUGAAAACCUAAUGCCAAGGAAAUACUUUGAAGUUGACUUUCCCAUGAUCGUUGCCAGGAAAAUACACAACAUCAAGACAAAACCACCCCUGUCUAAACCUCUCAUCGAGACCCACUCCACUGACUCACUACUACUAGAUGGCCACAGCCUUGACUCAGACAGAUACUGCAUCAUCGGGGCAGACCUCCGGGACAUCUCAGGGUUAGACGAAAAACUCAAGAAGUUCCAACUGGACCCAGAGCUGCCCACCUUGUUCCUGUCCGAGUGUGUCCUGGUCUACAUGACUCCAGAGCAGGCUUCCAAGCUGGUGCACUGGGCUGCAGAUACCUUCCACACUGCCAUGUUCAUCAACUAUGAACAGGUCAACAUGAUGGACCGCUUUGGCCAGGUGAUGGUAGAGAAUCUGCAGCAUCGUCAGUGUAACCUGGCUGGAGUGGAGGUUUGCCAGUCUCUGGAGUCCCAGAAAGAUCGUUUUCUAAAGACAGGCUGGGAGCAUGCAGACGCUCUGGACAUGAUGACAGUCUACAGUGUUCUCCCUCAGGAAGAUGUGGCCAGGAUCGAGCGUCUGGAGUUCCUGGAUGAGAAGGAGCUGCUGCAGCAGCUGCUCCAACACUACAGCAUCUGCUGGGCCACCAAGGACAAGCUCAGCCUGGGACUUUCUCACGUGGCGUUCUGAGCGUGAGCUGGCCUGCUGGAGCCUGGCCUGCUUCUCUGUCUGUGACCCCCCCUCCAUUCAGACCUUCUCCCUCCACUACCAGCACCGUCAAGGAGGAGAAGCAAGGAACAUUUCAAGGAGGAAGUAUCGAGACAUCCUUCCGUCGCAGUCAUUCAGAAAUCCUGCUGACUGCCAUGUUUCCAUUGAAGCAUCUCCAAGUGCUCUCACGACCCGCCGUGGCUGACGACGUCCGUCACUUCCCCCCUUCGACAUGUUACUUGACAGGAAGGUGGGGGUCAAGUGUCUCAUCAUGUUCGAGCCCCCGUCGCUAUGGUAGUGAAACACCCUCGCUUCAGCGGUUGCCAUGCUGGCUUAUGUUUGUUCAGCACAUCCCUUGGAGACCAGCCGGAUGUUCUUGUUGAAGAAGACGAGUUGUUCCUUCUGAAAGUUCAGUGCAGCACAGUUUAUGCUGGAAAGGACUGACCCUAGUCAUUUGUGGGAAAAUUUAAUUUUUCUGAUUUCAUUGGUUUUAAAUGACUGUUGAAUGAAAAGGGAGUUGGCUGCGUUUGUGGUGAGAGGGUGAAGUAUGUUGGAAUCCUUUUUGUCUGUGUGACACGAUUUGUAUGUUGCAAAGUUUUGAGCCAAAUUUCUGCAAUUUAUUUCUGAACUGCACUUCUAAAUGUCAUCUGAUUCAAUAUAUUUCCCCCCCAAAAGAGGUGUAGUUUACCCAUGUAGUGCAUAUAGAGCAGUAAAAAAAAAUGAUUUGCCUGCAACCAUCUUGCCUCCAUUAGACUGUCAAUGUCAUUUCAAGUUUUGACAGUGUUGCAUGUAACAAGACUAUGACUGCAAAUGACUUGUGACUGAAUAAACAUCCAAUUUUUGGGAACGAA